Tripterygium wilfordii is the source of this 962-nucleotide messenger RNA. Its product is annotated as 40S ribosomal protein S24-1-like. The record is from RefSeq and is a predicted model, not a curated record. Gene Ontology annotation, biological process: translation. The transcript has 6 exons. Gene Ontology annotation, molecular function: structural constituent of ribosome. Gene Ontology annotation, cellular component: ribosome. Lineage: Eukaryota; Viridiplantae; Streptophyta; Magnoliopsida; Celastrales; Celastraceae. The coding region runs from base 183 to 599 and encodes 138 amino acids.
CUCAGACGAAACUGCCCAAGCGACCAAACAAAGGCAAUGCAUUUUAAAUUUUUAAGGGGCAUACUCUCUUCAAACCCUAAAAACCCACCAGACCGCAGUUUUUGAUACGGCGUCAACGGACACACGCUCAAAAGAAAUUUUCCGGAGGAGAAACUCGGCGGAGAUUGUUUUUGCGUAGAAGUAUGGCGGAGAACAAAUCUGUGACGAUUAGAACGAGGAAGUUCAUGACCAAUAGGCUCCUGUCAAGGAAGCAAUUCGUCAUUGAUGUUUUGCACCCUGGGAGGCCCAAUGUUUCUAAGGCUGAUUUGAAGGAGAAAUUAGCAAGCCUAUAUGAUGUGAAAGACCAAAACUCAAUAUUUGUGUUUAAGUUCCGUACUCAAUUUGGUGGUGGGAAGUCAACUGGAUAUGGGCUGAUCUAUGACUCAGUUGAGAGUGCCAAGAAGUAUGAGCCAAAGUACAGGCUGAUCAGGAAUGGACUAGACACAAAGGUGGAAAAGUCAAGGAAGCAGAUGAAGGAAAGGAAGAACAGGGCAAAGAAAAUCCGAGGUGUUAAGAAGACCAAGGCUAGUGAAGCUGCCAAGGGUGGGAAGAAGAAGUGAGAUCUUACCUAAUGCAGUAGUACCACAGGGUUCCUUACUUUGACAUUCAUUUCAAUUUUAAGCUAUCAUCAAAUUUAUUGCGAAUGAGUUUUUCUUUUUCCUGGAGGGAUUCUCAAUUUUUGCGGACCUAACCUAUGUUUUUCUAGAUGGAAUGUCCGGAAUUAUUAAGUGACGUAAACGGGACAAAGUUGAAUACUUUUUGGUAUUUGUUUUGGGGUGAGUUGUGCGACAAGGCAAGACUUUUCAUCUUGCACUGCACAUUGCUGAAGUAUUUCAUUUUUCGUUGAGCGUAGACUUCAUUCGGUGUUUGUAAAGUUAAGAUGGGGAGUUGAUUCUUGCAAUUACCAUUAGUAGAAUUGUUUA